This is a messenger RNA of Betta splendens (Siamese fighting fish), 8341 nucleotides long. RefSeq names its product transmembrane protein 132E (gene tmem132e). The transcript has 9 exons. The record is from RefSeq and is a predicted model, not a curated record. The coding region runs from base 2218 to 5394 and encodes 1058 amino acids. NCBI's taxonomy places the organism in Eukaryota, Metazoa, Chordata, Actinopteri, Anabantiformes, Osphronemidae.
GGGGGGUAGUUGUCACAAACACCCAACGCAUCUGCAGGUUCGUGGCGGCGGCGCUAACGCUAACGCGUUGCUCCUCUGUAGCUGUAGGAAAACCUGGGUAUUUGCAAACAAUUUAUUCCCUUUUUUCUUUUUUUUUGUGACAGACUUGAAAGCUGCAGCAGCAAGAUGUAGCUCAUGUAGAUCCUCUGGUGUUUACCACCCACCCCCCACCCCCCCUUUGGUGGCAGGAUACAAACACAAUACAAAUAUAGACUCUUGCAAAUGAGAGUUACGGCUGGAGCCACGGAGGAAAACAUAAAUUGCAUUGUGCUUGAACUCAGUUUAUUGUGGCAUCACCAACUUCCCCUAUUGUCUCAGUUAGCUGGAGGAACGCCCCGUCCCUGCGCCGCUGGGUAAUCAUGGGCGUGAUCCGUUUGACAUUCCCGCGCCGUGUAGCUCGGCGUUGCGGGGCGAGCGGUGCACCGCUGAUUAGACUGGGAUUGUGUGUUUGUGCGCGUUCACUCUGACGAGGGCAUUAGGCGCUUUGUGUCCGUACGGGGACUCGUUUGUUGGAGCCCCACUGAAAACCAAACGUACAUAUUUUUCCGCCCGUGUCUUUGCUACCGAGGCGGAACGGCACCCCAGACGUAACCUGCAGCCCGUUCCACCUCCGACGAGGAGUUACAGAUGCUGUGUGGGCCUCUGGGCGCCACCUGCACUGCUGCAGACGGGAGCCGUGUCCCACGCACUUGAAAUAGAUGUAAAGUUUCAAUUAGACACAGGAAAGAAGAUUGGGUUCAGCUGAUGCUGGAGAUGUGAUGACGUCAGAAACCCAGACCCGGGUCUGAGUCGAGGCCUCUCUGAGUCGAUCAGGGGUCCUCGUGCUUGACUGAGCCUGGCUCGCUCUCAUCCAACGGUUGAGGCCGCCUCACUCACGCUCGCGUGCGCUAAUUGCACCGUGCGAGUGGGCGGAUGGACGGUCAGCAUGUGCUGGUGCAGUAGGAGCCAGUGGAACCGCUUCAGACGUCGCCUGGACCCUGCGGGAAUGGCGCCGCCUCGCACGUUUGCCCUACAAACACACUUCCUCCGGUCACAGGAUAAUAGCGUAGCUCCAGCGCGACUGCGGGAGUCAUUGUUUAGCAGUUCAGGCCUUAAAUGGAACUAUGGAUUCUCAUUUCCAGCUGAACGAGGGCACUUGAUCUCUUCGGUUAUGUUUACUGGAGUGCUGCAGAAUCAAGCCGAGGCUCUUAGCGUUUGGAACCUUAAUGCGAUGUCUUCCUUUUUGUAAUUACUCCCACACACAGACGACCGAGCCACAUUAACCUUUUGGCAGGGGACACACAUGGACCACUUUUAAAAGCCCCGUCCUCGUGCUGCUUCCCAAACGGUUGUUAGCUUUAUUACUGUAUGCCCGUUUCAACUGCGUCCAUUUCGAAUUCAUUCUGCCCUGCAGGUCUGGCUCAUUAUUGGUCAUAAGAGUCAUUGUUGCUCUGCGGUACUGUUGUUUGAGGAGGAAAAAAAAGCCAAAUCCUGUGAUCUCUGACUUGAAGGAAAUCACAGUUAAUACCGCAGCCAGAUGUAUGAUUAGUGUUUAACAGUAUGUGAAGCACUGGGCUGCGAAUGGGUCCCCUGAGUAGUUCGGUUUUGCUGACUUGUUGUUUAUUACACGAUUAAACUGAAGUAUUUGAUGCAAUCUAGCUUUUGGCAAAGUAAUAUUUCUGAUGCCAAAGUCUAAAGUGAUAUAUGGGGAAGCAAGAAGCCAUCCCUCAUAAGAUAGAGCAGCAAGUGGGAAGGAAAAACACCUUCAUGUAAAUGACCUGAUGCAGAAACGUCAUAAUCUAAUAAUCUAAUAUAAAUAUAGUUUUAGUUUUAUAACAAUAAAUGCAUUGUUAUGCAGACAUGGGCAGUGCUUUUUAUAAUAGCUGUUAAAAUAAUCACACACAGAGCUGUUGGUAAUUGCAGUUAGACCACGCUGGUCUGUGCAUGUGAGAGCUUUCUAUCCAGUGACUCACGCGGUGCCGAGCCUCCAGGGCUGGAUGAUGGAGGAGGCAGGUGUGAUCAUUGCCAGUCUCCAGACGACAGCAUUAUGCUCCUCGGGGGUCUAAAUCCGCUCCCUCUGCCCUUUAAUUUAUUUAUUCCAACCAAUUCUCACUUCCCGUUCUUCUUCUUCUCUUUUCCAUAUGCCGUUGACCCGUGGCUGCUGGCGCUGCCCCUCGACGUAUAGCUCUUGCGGGUAAAAUGGCUCCGACCAGCUCGGACGCCCUCCUCAGCUCCUCGGCGCUGACCGCCAGCCCUUCGCCGCCCAACGUGUACCUGCCGGCCAACUUCAAGAUGUCCAACGCGCAGCUGGCCUUCUUCCUGCGCGAGGCUCAGACCGCGGGACCGAGCGUCGGCGGCAGGGGCGGCAACGGGCCCGGUUCUGGACACCCACUGCAGCGCUCGGAGAGUUUCGUAGUUUUCCAGACAAAAGACCUGCCCGCCAUCAACAUAAGCUUCGGGCCUUUCGCCCGGGACCAGGCGCUUUCCAAGGAGCUGCUCCAGCCUGCCAGUCCGCUGGAUAUUCCCGGGCAGCUGACGGUCAACUGGAAGGUGCGCGCGUUCAUCGUCCAGGCCCGCGUCUUCUCCAACAACCCCGCGGUGCAGGUGUUCUUCUACAUCGCCGGCCGCGACUGGGACGACUUCAAGGCCCACGACCGGCUGCCCUGCGUGCGGCUGCACGCCUUCCGGGACGUGCGCGAGAUCAAGACCUCCUGCCGCAUGAGGGGCAACCUGGCGCAGUGCUUGGCCCAGCUGGAGCUGCCGCCGGCCUGGUUCAACGCCAACGUGGCGCCGCUGGGCCGCAGGAAGGGCUCCGGCGACGGGCUCCUGGACGGGCUGACGGGCGAGACCCUGCAGGCGGAGCUCUACUACACGCUGCACGAGCCCACGGCGGAGGGGGAGUGCGGCAAGGGCGCGGAGCACAGGGGCGGCGGCGCCUCCAGGGGGGAGCCUCCGUCACAGCACCCCCUGCUGCGCAUCGGCAGCAUCAGCCUGUACCAGGCCAGUCAGGAGCAGCUGCUGGUGGACAAGCAGCUGGACAAGAACAUGUUCCUCAGGCUGCCCGAGAAGCCCCUGAAGCCGGGGGAGACCCUGCGGAUCUUCCUCUACCUGAUGCCCAACUCCACCGUCGAGCAGUUCAGCCUCAAGGUCAAAGCCAAGAAAGGGGUGAACCUGCUCCAGACCAAGUCCAAGAACGCCCAGUGGAAGGUGGACUGGGAGGUUCAGUCCGGCGCCAAGCAUUCCAUCACCACCAUCGAAGUGAACAAGAACAAAGCGGUGAAACAGGGGGACCUGCUGGGCAACGUGGAGGUCAUGCAGCUGGAUUUCGAGAUGGAGAACUUCACCAGCCUCUCGGUGACGAGGAGGAUCAACUGGAACAUCGACUACAAGGGGCAGAACCCGCCCCCCGACUCGGAGAAGGUGGUGACGGAGCUGACGGUGGUGCAGCGGGACAUCCAGGCCAUCAUCCCUCUGGCCAUGGACACUGAGAUCAUCAACACAGCCAUCCUGACUGGACGCACUGUGGCCAUCCCCGUCAAGAUGGUCUCCAUAGAGAUGAACGGCGCCGUCACCGACGUCUCGGCUUCCGUGCAGUGCAAGUCGUCCAACGAAGACAUCGUUAAGGUGUCCAUGAAUUGCGACUACGUGUUUGUCAACGGCAAGGAGACGCGCGGCUCCAUGAACGCCAGGGUGAUCUUCAGCUACGAGCACCUGAGCUCGCCGCUGGAGCUCACCGUGUGGGUGCCCAAGCUGCCUCUGCAGGUGGAGCUCUCCGACAGCAACCUGAGCUUCAUCAAAGGCUGGCGCGUGCCCAUCCUGCCCGACCGAAGGAGCACUAGAGACAGCGACGCCGAGGAGGAGGACGAUGAGCGCCGGGUGAGUCGCGGCUGCACCCUGCAGUACCAGCGGGCUUUGGUCAAGGUGCUGACCCAGUUCCACACCACCUCUACAGAGGGAACGGACCAGGUCAUCACAAUGCUGGGGCCCGACUGGCAGGUGGACGUCACCGACCUGGUCCAGGACUCCCUGAAGGUGGCCGACCCCAGGAUAGCAGAGCUGGUGGACAGAACCGUCCUGGUGGGCCUGGAGCUGGGCUCCACCACGCUGAAGGUGGAGUCUCCGCUGGCGGUGGACGCGGUGCUGGGGGAGUCGGCGUUCUCGGUCACCGACGACAAGGUUUCCAUCACGGAGCUGCGGGUGCACGCCGUGUCGGGCCUGACCCUGUCGCUGCAGCCCAGCCCUGGCAACAGCCACACCAUGGUGGCCAAGGCAACCGGGCUUCAGACGCUCACAGCCUCCAAACAGGAGGCCAGUUUCUCUGUGUGGAUGCUCUUCAGCGACAACACGGCCGCCUCCCUCACGUACUUUGACCCCAAAGACUACAACCUCAACGCCUCCUCGCUGGAUGACAAGGUCGUGUCGGUGACCCAGGAGCCCCAGCAGCGCUGGCCCGUGGUGGUGGCCGAGGGCGAGGGCUCUGGCGAGAUGGUGCGCCUGGAGAUGACCAUCUGCGAGGCCUGCCAGAAGACCAAGCGCAAAAGCGUCAUCGCGUCCGCCGCCGUCUACGUCAAAGUUCGCUUCGGUCCGGAGGAAGACUCCGAGGAAGAGGCCACCACCGAGGGGGAGAUCGAGCUGAUACCCAUCACCAGGCGGCCGGUUAUUGAUCCCAACAUCAGCGGAAGGAUUUAUGAGACAUCCAAUGAGCAGCCGGCCAGCGUUCCCAUAGAUUACACCAAUUUCCCCACUAUUAGCAACCAGGAGCGACCGACGGAGAGCGAUGAAGAAGAGGAAGACGACUUUGUGCAUUCGCCCCGGAACAUGACCGACCUUGAAAUCGGCAUGUACGCCCUCCUGGGAGUGUUCUGCCUGGCCAUCUUGGUCUUUCUCAUAAACUGCAUCGUCUUUGUGCUGAAGUACCGUCAUAAACGGAUCCCGCCAGAGGGUCAGGCCAACAUGGACCACUCCCACCACUGGGUCUUUCUUGGGAACGGCCAGCCGCUGAGGGCCCAGUGCGACAUGUCGCCGCAGCAGGUGGAGAGUCCCAGUAACGCCCUGGAGGGCGUACAGACUUGUUGCCAUGGGGACCACCACAGCAGCGGCAGCUCCCAGACCAGCGUCCAGAGCCAGGUCCACGGUCGGGGGGACGGCAGCUCCGGGGGCUCGACGAAGGACACCGGCGAGGAGGCCAGUUCACCCACGUCCAAGCGCAAGCGGGUCAAGUUCACCACCUUCACCACCCUUCCCACGGAGGAGCUGCCCUACAACUCCAUCCCAAUCGCGGACGAAGAGGACAUUCAGUGGGUUUGCCAGGAUAUGGGCUUUCAAGACCCGGAGGAACUGCACGAUUACAUGCGCAGAAUAAAAGAAAUAGCCUGAGACGAGAGGCGCGGCACUGCUCUCGGCUUUCUAAAGAAACGUUCCUUUCUAUUUUUCUCUUUUUCACCCGAGUGAAAGAUGACUUUUUCACGGACUCAAAGGCAGAGUGUUGUUUUUCGUUUAGGGUUUGUUUCAUUUAGUUUGCACAGUGCUGUAAUCUCAUACACGCUCACACAGACGAGUAAACGCCAGGACGCCAAAGACUUGCCCGAGCGCAUCGAACUCACUAGCGAAACCUGUAAAUUACGGCUAUAGGUGCGUCCCACUGGCGGGCUGAGCCGCGGCCACAUGUGACGGCUGCUCCGGCUUCACGUCUUCAGGAAUGCAUCCGAAGGCCUGAUAGGGACCGGAGCGGGGUGUUUCUACUGGCUCGCUGGGACUCUGCAUCACUGUACCUUCGCCAAACUAAGAGGCCUUUGAUGAACAAAAAAAGAAAAACUGUCAAAGACUCUCGUGAAAGUUGUGUUGAAAAUCAUUUUGUUUUUGCCAAAGUAGGAAAAAAUGUUCUUUUAAUGGCAAAACUUACUUCAUUGAUGUUCCUGGUGCAGCACAAUCAUGAUUUGUACUCAUUCCACAUUCAUUCCUUGCAUUUUUUCUACAUGUCAUUCGUCGUGGAAGGUUUGCCGUCCUGGCCUGGAGCAACUCUAAUGCCUUAUCAAAGCGGUCACAGUUCACCUCUUAUAUCAGUCACCCCCCCAUUUAAUCACCGCGGCUAGAGACGGUGUAGUAACGUACUACGAGCAUGAGGUAAACCCUGAGGAGAGCUCGUGUGAUGUGAGGCUGUCUGACAGUCUUUGCAUGGAACAUGAAACCGAGGCACAAUCAGCAACUUUUCCCAAAUCUGUAAAUGUUUGCAUCCUAAUUAAUAUAAUCAUCCGUGAACAUGACUGAAGUAAAUAUGCUACCAUGAUACACGCCAGGCCUACGUACAUGCAGACAUCCCUCACUACUGUGUAUAUACUGUAUCAAGCCAGAGUCGCCUCUGACACAGCGUUCCACGAGUCCCUUGCUCCGAGUUAGAGGAGCGAGACAGUGGUUUUCUAGUCUUGUGGUGAGUAGAGGGUUCCUGGACAGAACUGUAGCUUUUUAACACAUUGGUAUUAUAAACUGACUGUUGGACUUGGGGGUUUGCUAUGCAUCACAGCCGUAACAGAUCUAAUCUACUGAUGAGUUAUUUUCCUUCCUCCAGUUCGUCUGGCCUCCAGGAGAAUGAGACGCUUCAAAUGAUCUAGUCAGAAACACUCGCACUGAACACAACAGCCUCCAAACGCUUCAGGAAAUGUCAUCUACCAUAAAGAAGAUUAAUGGAUAAAUUACUAAUAUAGCUUCUCCAUUGAAACCACGGGCAUCUCAAGCUGUUUUUAAACAUCUCCGUACAUCCCUGUUUUAUUUAAUCAUGUGGAGUUCACACAUUCGCUUCAAACAUCCUUCACGGGCGAUUCAAAGUGACUGGAAACGGCACAGCCGGAAUGUUUUGUGCUAAUUCCGUUGUGUGCUAAUUGCCGUGUUGAGCUUAUAAAGGGUGACUGACUUACACUCGAACAGAACUUACGAACCAUCCGGCUGGUUUAGCGAGGCCAUAAAGCACCUCGAGCGAGACUUCAACCAAACCACUGCAAGGUAGCAAAGAGACGUGUAGUGACCGAGAGCAUGACGACAGCAGAACUAAUAGUCCUUUUAUUCGCAGUUGCCAUGUUAGUGUAGCAUAUCUUUAGCAGUCGACUGGAUGACUGGAGACUGGAGGCUGGUGUUAUUCCAGCUUCGAUCUCACAUUAAACUAUUUUUUUUUCUCCAGACUAAUGAAACAGCCGUGAGAUCAAAUGAAUAGCUUCUAUGUCAUUUUAUUUCUGUAUUGCAUCUAAGGGCUUGGAUUUUUAUUUAAUUUUAUUUGAUUCUAACCGAGUGACUGAGUUUGCUGAUCCCAGGAAAGCUACAUUUGUCACGACGCUCAGUCAAAAUGUACAUUUUAUUGCCAUUCUAUUGCUAAAGCCCCCGUCCAGGAUUGUUCUCCCUGCGGCUCCGUCACAAAUUCCAACCUAAUAGGACGAAACCUUUUGUGUUGUUACCGGAGAUCUGGAUGUGGCCAGUAAACACUGCUGUUAAAUGUGAGCUGAUGAUGGAACUUGUUUGCUUACAUUGCAUUGUACAUACUGGAGCAGAGCAGGCUUUACCGUGUCUCCUAACUACAGCAAACGUUGCUAUGAGAUUAAUUUAACCCUAUCUUUCCAUAUUCUUUAUGUAGAUAGACCUGUUUCUGGUCAAUUCACGAAUCCUGGACUGGGGCUUUAUGGAUUUGAUUUACUGCAUGCUCUCUCCAUGUUCCAUGUGGUUGAAAUAAUGACCUAAUUCUUCUGUAUAAUAAUAUCCAGUCUUUGUUAACAUCCAAGGAGAACGUGGGACAUUAUUUCUGACAGUCCAAGCCCGUGCUUUAGCCACAGCAUCCACGUGACUUGCCAUGAAAUUGGGGGUAAAAUAAAAAUGUAAGUGUUUCAACCUGAUCCGAUCGUCUCUCAGGAUGAAUGUAGGAUUCCUGACCAAACCUGGCGCUUUUGUUUAGAGUGUUUUACAUACGACCAACUCGACCUGGCAGAAUUAAUGGACGGUAGACAAGUGUCUAAUAGCAGCUUCUGCACCCUUUUAAUGUUUUCCACUUUCCCCCUGAUAUGCUCACAGUACAUCUCAAAACCUCCUCCUGCUGCUAAUAGAAACUUGGCCCUCUCAACACAUGUACCGUGACUGAAGAUCUUCUAUUGUAUUUUCCCGGCCCCCAUGGAAAACUCUGCACGAGGUGCACGGCCCGGCCCGGCCCGCUGUGCCAAGCAACCAACACACUGACUAUAACGAGUUAAUGUACAGAGCACUGUUAAAUUUCCUGUAUCCUCUUGAAAAACAAGCCCUUGUAUUUUCCCGUUAUCUGUAAAGUACUAAAGAAAAUGCAAUACACAAA